Messenger RNA from Plasmopara halstedii, 373 nucleotides. RefSeq lists its product as uncharacterized. The record is from RefSeq and is a predicted model, not a curated record. Bases 9 to 197 code for a protein of 62 amino acids. NCBI's taxonomy places the organism in Eukaryota, Oomycota, Peronosporomycetes, Peronosporales, Peronosporaceae. The transcript has a single exon.
UUUGAAUAAUGACUAAAAUUAUCUUUGUGAUCCUGGCAAAUAAUCUAUUCAUUAAAAAGCAAAACCUGCGAAGCCAUACGAAACUUCGCGUCUUCAGUGGGAUAUGCCUGAUUGGAGUAAGACAAAAGCCAGCAUCAGCUGAUACAAUUUGCUUAAUCGCAGUUCUGGUUGAGGGCAUGCUACAUCGCACGCGUUAGCAUAUUCGCUUUUUGGAGUUUCGAUUGAAGAAGUUACGAAUUAUUUGGGACGGCAGACUGGAAUGGGACGCAUGAAUAUAUCAAGGAAUCUUGUGAGCCAGUCGAAUUUCUCAACCAGCUAAAUACAUAAUACAAAACAUGUGUAAAGGGAAGAGAACAAACGGCCUUUGCUUCUC